AAACAGGUAGACAAUAAUGUUAUCCUAAUUAGACAUAUUCUCAUACACGUUUCUUCAACAUAUGUUCUACAAAAUACACAAUUCUCAACUAUUGCUAUGAAUCAAAGUGGUAAAAAGAUUACUGUUGCAACUGCUAGACCUCACACCAGAAAAUCCAAGAACAACAUCUGUUCUUCAAAGGGAAAAGGAUUUUCUGGCUAGAAUUGUGAUUUUCAUCCCCUUCCUUCCUUGCUGUUUCGAUUAUAGGAGAACAGGUGGAAUCCAGUCAAGUUCGUCGAUUUGCUGCUCAACAAAGCUAUGAUUGCACGAAUAGCAGUAGCAACAACAGUUGGAUUUCUCGGAUGGGCUUAUUUGGCAUUACUUAAGCCUCCCUCUCCAAAAGUUUGUGGCUCACCAGAUGGUCCUCCGGUGACUUCGCGAAGGGUCAAGCUCAACGAUGGGAGAUGUGUAGCCUACAAAGAGGGCGGCGUUGCCAAGGAGAAGGCAAAGCACAAGAUAAUUAUUAUUCAUGGCUUUGACAGUUCCAAAGACCUUAUGUUGCCGAUAUCCCAAGACUUAAUUCAAGAGCUUGAAAUAUAUGUUCUACAAUAUGAUCGUGCUGGAUAUGGAGAGAGUGAUCCACAUCCAAAGCGCUCAGUAAAGAGUGAAGCAUUUGACGUUGAGGAGCUAGCUGAUAAGUUACAACUAGGACCCAAGUUCUAUGUGGUUGGCUUGUCCAUGGGAGCGUAUUCUGCAUGGAGUUGUCUUAAGUACAUACCGAAUAGGCUGGCCGGAGUUGCCCUUGUUGUUCCGUUUGUAAAUUACUGGUGGCCAUGUUAUCCUGCUAAACUAUCAAAACAAGCCCUCCGGAAGAUGCUUCCACAAGAUCAACGGACAUUCAGAAUUGCGCAUUAUGCCCCAUGGCUGGUUCAUUGGUGGAUGAACCAAAAGUGGUUCCAUGCUUUAAGUAUGCUGGAAGGGAACAUGGCAAUAUUUUGUCCGCCAGAUCUCGAAAUGCUGAAGCAGUUAUCCUCUGCCCCGAGUCCUGGUCAGGAGAAGGUUCGACAGCAAGGCGAGUUUGAAUGUUUGUAUCGAGACCUGAUAGUUGGUUUCGGAAACUGGGACUUCUUUCCGACGGAUAUCACAAAUCCUUUUCCAGAUAACGAAGGUUCGGUCCAUCUUUGGCAAGGACACGAUGACAGAAUUAUUCCGCGUGAACUCAAUCGUUAUCUAGCAGAGAAGCUCCCAUGGAUUCAAUAUCAUGAGGUUCCUAAUGCUGGACAUUUGUUAAUGCACAAUGCUAGUUAUUGUGAAACCAUCUUGAGGAAACUUUGCACUAGUUGAACGGGAGACUUGGAGCAACAGUAAAGUAAAGUUGUCUCCGUGUGACCUAUACGUCACAUGGAAGCAAUCAAUAAUGCUUGAACCAGGGUAAGCUAUCCACAUCACAUCUGUUAUAAGGUGCGACCCUUUUCCGAGCUCUGCUAAAGUAGGAUGUUUUGUGUGCCAGACUUCCCUUUUUGCAUGUAUUUGCGGACAAGAAGGUAACUUGCAAUGUUCUUAUGAGAAAAUUGAAGUGCAUAAGCAUUUGUAAUAAAUACUAGAUAUGUGAACCUGUACCAGCACAGGUUCAAUAUAUGUUACUCUCAUUCGCAAUUGAUGUGACAUUAUAUAGUACUUUUUAUAUAAUUUUUAAAGGCUUAAGUCA
Messenger RNA from Solanum lycopersicum (tomato), 1687 nucleotides. RefSeq lists its product as uncharacterized. The record is from RefSeq and is a predicted model, not a curated record. NCBI's taxonomy places the organism in Eukaryota, Viridiplantae, Streptophyta, Magnoliopsida, Solanales, Solanaceae.